Molecule: messenger RNA, 1205 nt
Organism: Carassius auratus (goldfish)
Lineage: Eukaryota; Metazoa; Chordata; Actinopteri; Cypriniformes; Cyprinidae
Product: CD48 antigen-like
Exons: 4
Coding region: 291-1175 (294 amino acids)
Source: RefSeq, a predicted model, not a curated record
UGCUGAGCUGGGAUCAUGAGCCAGUAUUGUUUCAAUCUUAAUUACUACGGUCUGUCUAUAGUAUGUGAAGACCGUGUGUGAAGACAUACAGACUGUGUGGGAGGUGUAACUGGAGCAGUUUAUUCACACUUACCUCAGAGCUUCACUCAACCACUACAAUACACACGACAGCGCUCAGCUCUCCAGCUCUUCUGUCACUUUCAGCUUUCAGGAACUUAACAGAACUUUUCUCCUGUGUUUUGUUUAAAUGUCAACUUUUCUGAAUUCAAGUCGGUUGUUAUUUGAAGAAAAUGGGAAAUGUUGAGACUUUUAUUUUCUUCUGUUUGUGCUCAUGGAGUCUGGCCGGUGUGUUUGGUGAUGAAGUGAAGUCAGUGUCAGUGAUGGAGGGAGAUUCUGUCACUCUACACACACAUGAUACUGAUAUACAGAAAGAUGAUCAGAUAAUGUGGAGAUUUGGACAAAUUCUCAUUGCUCAAAUCAACAGAAAAAUCAAUAAGAUCAGUGUUUAUAAUGAUAAUGCUGACGGGAGAUUCAGAGACAGACUGAAGCUGGAUCAGACUGGAUCUCUGACCAUCACAAACACCAGCACCACAGACUCUGGACUUUAUAACAUAAGCAUCGACAAAACAGAGAAACUGUUCCACAUCUUCAAUCUCUCUGUCUACGCUCCUGUGCCUGCUCCUGUCAUCAGCAGAGACUCUUCACAAUGUUCAUCAUCUUCAUGUUCACUGUUGUGUUCAGUGGUGAAUGUGAGUCAUGUGACUCUCUCCUGGUACAAAGGAAACAGUUUAUUGUCCAGCAUCAGUGUGUCUGAUCUCAGCAUCAGUCUCUCUCUUCCUCUGGAGGUGGAAUAUCAGGAGAACAACAACUACAGCUGUGUGAUCAACAAUCCUGUCAGCAACCAGACGAGACAUCUCAACAUCACUCAACUCUGUCAACCAUGUCCAGUCUGCAAUGGACAUUGUGGCUCUACUGAAGCUGUGAUCCGAUUGGUCCUCUCUGUUCUGGUGGGCGUGGCUGCUGUUGCUGUGCUGGUUUAUGACAUCAGAUCUACAAGAAGUGAGCUUGACAUGACAGAAGAGACCGAAGAUCUCUAUGAGACCUAUGGAGGAAAAUCAGACUUACACUAUGAACUGAGCAGAAGGUUGAGUUGCCCAAAACAAGCCCUAUAUUAAUACUAAUUCCUGUAUAAUUGCAUAUCUAUU